This is a messenger RNA of Tauraco erythrolophus (red-crested turaco), 2197 nucleotides long. NCBI's taxonomy places the organism in Eukaryota, Metazoa, Chordata, Aves, Musophagiformes, Musophagidae. The record is from RefSeq and is a predicted model, not a curated record.
AUGAAAUGAAAAACCCAAACCAGUAUUUUUCUAGUUUCUGAGUUUGGCUUGGAAUUUUUUUAUCCCCUUCUUUCGUUUCAGUUUCAGGAAUAGAUUGAAGAAACCAUGGCCAAUCAACGGGAUUACAUUAGCAGACCUAUUUGCAAUGGAAUUUCUGUUCCUGAAAAUAAAAUCAAUUCCUUAGUGGCUGAAGGUCAUGGACAACAAAUUCUAAAAGUACUACAAAAGUUCAGAGAACAAAAUAUAUUUUUUGAUUUUAAAAUUCUUGUGAAAGAUGAAAUCAUUCCUUGUCAUCGUUGUGUACUGGCAGCGUGCAGUGAUUUUUUCAGAGCCAUGUUUGAAGUUAAUAUGAAAGAACGAGAUGAUGGCAAUGUUACUAUUAGUAAUCUAUCACCCAAGGCAGUGAAAGCUUUUCUUGAUUACGCUUACACAGGAAAAACAGAGAUAACAAAUGAUAACGUGGAAAUGCUCUUCCAAUUGUCAUCAUUUCUUCAAGUUUCACUCCUUUCCAAAGCUUGCAGUGACUUUCUAAUAAAAAGUAUUGAUCUUGUGAAUUGCUUACAGUUGCUUUCUCUAUCAGAAAGUUACGGUUCUGUCCGCUUAUUUGAUCAUGCGCUAGAUUUCGUACAGCACCAUUUUUCCUUGCUGCUCAGAUCAAGUGAUUUUUUGGAGAUGAAUUUUGAGAUUUUACAAAAGUGUCUUGAGGCUGAUGAACUAAAUGUCCCUGAGGAAGAAUCCGUGUUGAAAGCUGUCCUUCAAUGGACUAAACAUAACUUAGAAACACGACAAAAGUAUCUACCUAAUUUGAUUAAAAAAGUGAGACUACACCAGUUACCUGAAAAGACUUUACAGGAUUUUCUACAUUCCGAAGAACACUUACUUAAGAGUGCUAAUUGCUCAGUAAUAAUCAAUGAUGCAGUUAAAAGUGUGCAAAAUUUUAGUGGACUAUUUCCAGAUGCACGUCCUUCAACAACAGAAAAAUAUAUAUUUGUUCAUAAAACUGAUGAAGAUGGAGAAAACAGACAUACAUUCUGCUACAACAUCAAAACAGAUAGAUGGAGAGAACUACCACACACACACAUGAUUGAUCUUCCAGGGUCAAGCUUAUCUAGCUAUGGAGAGAAAAUAUUUAUAACUGGAGGAUGCAAAGGGAAUUGUUACAGGACUGUCAGGCUUCAUAUUGCUGAACCAUUUCAUGAUGCCACUGACCAAACGUGGUGCUACUGUCCAGUCAGCAAUGAAUUCUCCAUAGUGUCAGCUAUGAAAAAACCAAGGACAAUGCACACAUCCGUUGUAACCUUGAAUCAGCUGUUUGUAAUAGGUGGAAAGACCAGAGGAGCUCAAGAAGCCCGAAGUCUCUUGGAUGUAGAAUCCUAUAAUCCUCUUUCCAAAGACUGGAAAUCUGUAAGCCAAUUACCAAGAGGUAUCUACUAUCCAGAAGCAAGCGCAUGUCAGAAUAUAAUUUACGUCCUUGGCUCAGAAGUAGAGAUUACUGAUGCCUUUAAUCCAUCUCUUGACUGUUUCUUUAAGUAUAAUGCUACGACUGAUCAGUGGUCUGAGCUUGUAGCAGAAUUUGGGCAAUUUUUCCAUGCAACUCUAAUCAAAGCUGUUCCAGUGAACUGUACACUGUACAUAUGUGAUCUCUCCACCUACAAGGUCUACAGCUUUUGCCCAGAAACCUGCGUUUGGAAAGGGGAAGGAUCUUUUGAAUGCGCUGGCUUUAACGCAGGGGCAGUUGGGACAGAAGACAAGAUUUAUAUAUUAGGUGGCGAUUACGCUCCAGAAGAAAUCACAGAUGAAGUUCAAGUCUACCAUAGUAGUAGGUCUGAGUGGGAAGAAGUUUCACCAAUGCCAAGAGCCUUAACUGAGUUUUACUGUCAGGUCAUUCAAUUCAAUAAAUAUAGGGACCCCUGGUCAUCUGUACUGACAAUUUGCUCAGGAGAAUUUUGAAACUCCUGACUGAAAAGAACCUAUUUAAAUGCACAAGUUUUAGAACAGAUUUUUAAGUAUUAAUUUACAGAUGGAAAAAUAUAUACCAUUUUGUUUAAACCUUUAGUUUAAAUUGUAUGCUAUAGAAUUGCUUUUGGAAGUGUCCAUUAAAUUGUCAUUCACACUAGUCAUUAUAUAGAAAGUAUUACUUAAUUUUAUAUGCAAGUCUUCUCUGUAAUUAUCUGAAUAAUUUGCAAAAUGAUACUAC